Molecule: messenger RNA, 5912 nt
Organism: Drosophila kikkawai
Lineage: Eukaryota; Metazoa; Arthropoda; Insecta; Diptera; Drosophilidae
Gene: ptc
Product: protein patched
Biological process (GO): negative regulation of smoothened signaling pathway
Cellular component (GO): plasma membrane
Molecular function (GO): hedgehog family protein binding; hedgehog receptor activity; smoothened binding
Source: RefSeq, a predicted model, not a curated record
GAUACAUCUCUCAGACUGCGUGCGAUCCUCGAACGAAACGGUUGUAAGUGCGGAGCGAGCGCGGCCAUAACGUCUACACUGUAUCUGUCAGUGCACCACUGUGUGUGGUACAACAACAAAGAUAAAUAGCGCAGAACUCGUGCUGGAGCCAAGAAGAAGAUAUUGUAACUCAGCCGAAGUUUUUGUGGAUUAAAGCCGAAAAAUCCGGCCACCGUGAGUUCUAUUAGUGUGUGUGCGUGCGCGAAGUGUCAAGAAGAAGCAGUCGCAGAGAGCGCGAAAAGCAAGAGAGAAAGAGCGAAAGCAAAACGACAACGAAAAGAAAACGUGAGCGUCCGUCGUCCGUCGCUUUUCCAUGUGUGUGAAUGAUGUGUGAAAAUUCUGUCCAAUUCCCCAAAAAAUUGUGCCCACAGCCGCCGAGGUAAACCCCGAAAAAAACCCGAAGAAAAGCGCGUACAAAUCAACGAAAUAAAUCUUUCGAAUCAAAAAAGCGAAGCCUGCAAUCACAACAAAAACCCAAACAACAACAACAGCAAAGAGCGCUCAGAAGAUACACAGCGUGCGAGAGCGAACGAACGAGCGAGAAGAAGCAGCAGCAGGCAGAAGAGAGCGAGAAAAUGCAGAGUGCAGUGCACAAAAUGCAUUUAAACAAAACACAAAUUCAAGGCAGUAAUUAAUACUCAUUGCAUCGCGUUCGAACUAUAAGCCCAAACUGCCUCCCCGAGGCAAGCACUCUCUCAAACGUAUCUGCUCAGAUUCCAUCCGGAAUCCGCAUCCAUAUCCGUGCAUCCGCAUCCCAAGCCAGCAAAGAUAACGCUAAAUAAUGGACCGCGACAGCCUCCCACGCGUUCCGGACACACACGGCGAUGUGGUCGAUGAGAAACUAUUCUCGGAUCUCUAUAUACGCACCAGCUGGGUGGACGCCCAAGUGGCGCUCGACCAGAUCGAUAAGGGCAAGGCGCGUGGCAGCCGGACAGCGAUCUAUCUGCGAUCAGUAUUCCAGUCCCACCUCGAAACACUCGGCAGCUCCGUACAGAAGCAUGCGGGCAAGGUGCUCUUCGUGGCGAUCCUGGUGCUGAGCACCUUCUGCGUCGGCCUGAAGAGCGCCCAGAUCCACUCCAAGGUUCACCAGCUGUGGAUCCAAGAGGGCGGUCGCCUGGAGGCGGAGCUGGCCUACACACAGAAGACGAUCGGAGAGGACGAGUCCACGACGCAUCAGCUGCUCAUACAGACGACACAUGACCCCAAUGCCUCGGUCCUGCAUCCGCAGGCGUUACUGGCGCACCUCGAUGUCCUGGUCAAGGCCACCGCCGUCAAGGUGCAUCUGUACGACACGGAAUGGGGGUUGCGAGACAUGUGCAACAAACCCAGUGCGCCCUCAUUCGAGGGCACAUACUACGUCGAGCAGAUCCUGCGCCACCUCAUCCCAUGCUCGAUUAUCACGCCGCUGGACUGCUUCUGGGAGGGUAGCCAGCUUCUGGGACCGGAAUCUGCGGUGGUCAUACCUGGCAUUGAACAGCGACUCCUGUGGACCACACUCAACCCCAGCUCGGUGAUGCAGUACAUGAAACAAAAGCUCACCGAGGAGAAGAUCAGCUUCGACUUCGAGACCGUCGAACAGUACAUGAAGCGGGCGGCCAUCGGCAGCGGAUAUAUGGAGAAGCCCUGCCUCAAUCCGCAGAAUCCCAGUUGUCCCAAUACGGCGCCCAACAAGAACAGCAGCCAGCCGCCCGAUGUGGGAGCCAUCCUCUCCGGCGGGUGCUACGGCUAUGCGGCCAAGUACAUGCACUGGCCGGAGGAGCUCAUUGUGGGCGGAGCAAAGAGGAACCGCAGCGGACACUUGAGGAAGGCGCAGGCCCUGCAGACGGUGGUGCAGCUGAUGACCGAGAAGGAGAUGUACGAUCAAUGGUAUGACAAUUACAAGGUGCAUCAUCUGGGCUGGACCCAGGAGAAGGCCGCCGAGGUGCUCAACGCCUGGCAGCGCAACUUCUCGCGGGAAGUGGAGCAGCUGCUGCGCAAGCAGUCGCGGAUUUCGGCCAACUACGACAUCUACGUGUUCAGCUCGGCGGCUUUGGAUGACAUCCUGGCCAAGUUCUCGCAUCCCAGCGCUCUGUCUAUCGUGAUUGGAGUGGCAGUCACCGUGCUGUAUGCCUUCUGCACGCUCCUCCGCUGGAGGGAUCCCGUCCGGGGACAGAGCAGCGUCGGCGUGGCCGGUGUCCUGCUCAUGUGCUUCAGUACAGCGGCGGGACUGGGUCUGUGCGCCCUCCUGGGCAUCGUCUUCAAUGCGGCCAGCACCCAGGUUGUGCCGUUUUUGGCACUGGGACUGGGCGUCGACCACAUCUUCAUGCUGACGGCUGCUUAUGCGGAGAGCAAUCGGCGGGAGCAGACAAAGCUCAUCCUGAAGAAGGUGGGUCCGAGCAUCCUCUUUGGGGCCUGCAGCACGGCGGGAUCCUUCUUUGCGGCUGCCUUCAUCCCGGUGCCGGCCCUCAAGGUCUUCUGCCUGCAGGCUGCGAUCGUCAUGUGCUCCAAUCUGGCGGCGGCUUUGCUGGUCUUCCCUGCGAUGAUCUCGCUGGAUCUGCGACGACGCACCGCCGGCCGAGCGGACAUCUUCUGCUGCUGCUUUCCGGUGUGGAAGGAGCAGCCGAAGGUGGCGCCUCCUCCCCAGGUGCUGGCCCUGAAUAACAACAAUGGUGGACGCGGGUCUAGGCACCACCCGAAGGCGUGUAACAACAACAGGGUGCCGCUGCCGGCGCAGAAUCCCCUGCUGGAGCAGAGGUCUCAGGCUCCAGGCCAGGCAGGAAGCAGCCACUCGCUGGCCUCCUUCUCGCUGGCCAACUUUGCCUUCGAGCACUACACACCCUUCCUAAUGCGCAGCUGGGUGAAGUUCUUGGCCGUGAUGGGUUUCCUGGCCGCGUUAAUAUCCAGCCUGUACGCCUCCACCCGGCUGCAGGAUGGCCUGGAUAUCAUCGACCUGGUGCCGAAGAGCAGCAACGAGCACAAGUUCCUGGAUGCCCAGACGCGACUCUUUGGAUUCUACAGCAUGUACGCGGUGACCCAGGGCAACUUUGAGUAUCCCACGCAGCAGCAGUUGCUGCGGGACUACCACGACUCCUUCGUCCGGGUGCCACAUGUGAUCAAGAACGAUAAUGGAGGUCUUCCAGACUUCUGGCUGCUGCUCUUCCGGGAGUGGCUGAGCAAUCUGCAGAAGACUUUUGACGAGGAGAUUCGGGAUGGAAGGCUGACCAAGGAGUGCUGGUUCCCCAACGCCAGCAGCGAUGCCAUUCUGGCCUACAAGCUCAUCGUGCAGACGGGCCACGUGGACAAUCCUGUGGACAAGGAUCUGGUGGUGACGAGUCGGCUGGUCAACUCUGAUGGUAUCAUCAAUCCGAAGGCCUUCUACAACUAUCUGUCGGCGUGGGCCACCAAUGAUGUUUUUGCUUAUGGAGCUUCUCAGGGCAAACUCUAUCCCGAACCGCGACAGUAUUUCCACCAGCCCACCGAGUACGACCUGAAGAUCCCCAAGAGCCUACCCUUGGUCUACGCCCAGAUGCCCUUUUACCUGCACGGACUGACGGAUACUUCGCAGAUCAAGACCUUAAUCGGUCACAUUCGGGAUCUGAGCGUAAAGUUCGAAGGGUUCGGUCUGCCCAAUUAUCCCUCGGGCAUUCCGUUCAUCUUUUGGGAGCAGUACAUGACCCUGCGAUCGUCCCUGGCCAUGAUCCUGGCCUGCGUGUUCUUGGCUGCCUUGGUUUUGGUCUCCUUGCUGCUGCUGUCCGUUUGGGCCGCCUUCCUGGUGAUCCUCAGUGUUCUGGCCUCGCUGGCCCAGAUCUUUGGGGCCAUGACCUUGCUGGGCAUCAAGCUCUCGGCCAUUCCAGCCGUCAUACUCAUCCUCAGCGUUGGCAUGAUGUUGUGCUUUAAUGUGCUGAUAUCACUGGGCUUCAUGACAUCCGUCGGCAAUCGUCAGCGUCGCGUCCAGCUGAGCAUGCAGAUGUCCCUGGGCCCGCUGGUCCACGGGAUGCUGACCUCCGGCGUGGCGGUCUUCAUGCUCUCGACUUCGCCGUUUGAGUUCGUGAUUCGGCACUUCUGUUGGCUGUUGCUCGUAGUGCUCUGCGUGGGCGCCUGCAACAGCCUGGUAGUAUUCCCCAUUCUGCUGAGCAUGCUCGGUCCGGAGGCCGAGCUGGUGCCCCUGGAGCAUCCCGAUCGGAUAUCCACUCCCUCGCCGCUGCCCGUGAGGAGCAGCAAGCGCUCUGGCAAGUCCUAUGUGGUGCAGGGAUCCCGAUCCUCUCGAGGCAGCUGCAAGUCCCAUCACCACCACAACUACAAGGAUGUGAACGACCCGUCGUUGACCACGAUCACCGAGGAGCCCCAGUCCUGGAAGUCCAGCAACUCGUCCAUCCAAAUGCCCAACGACUGGAGUGCCCCGCUCCCGAAUUACGGUGGCUAUCAUGGAGGAGGCGGAGGGGGAGUGAGGGAAUCUCGUCCCGCCUCCUAUGCGGCCCCGCCUCCCGCCUAUCACAAGGCAGCCGCCCAGCAUCCGCAUCCACACCCGCACCCCCAGCAGCAGCAUCAGCAGCCACCGCCUCCAUUUCCGGCGGCAGUAUAUCCGCCGGAACUGCAGAGCAUCGUGGUGCAGCCGGAGGUGACGGUGGAGACGACUCACUCGGACAGCAACACCACCAAGGUGACGGCUACGGCCAACAUCAAGGUGGAGCUGGUGACGCCCGGCCGGGCGGUGCGCAGCUAUAACUUUGCGAGUUAGCACUAGUUCCUGUAGCCAUUAGCCCGUAGCUGUAAGCCUUAGUCCUAAGUCUUCACUUUAAAUGUAUCUGUAUCUAUAUCUAUGUAAUCGGUUUGUCUAUCGGGUCUGUUCGGGAUAUAACUUUCACGGAGUCGUGGUUUGACUUGGAAUAGGUUACCCCUUUUGUCAAAUUUGUGGGAAUGAAUUAGAGGUUUGAAGUUUAAAAAUGAUAUCCUAAAGUAUUUUAAUUCCCAUAAUUCUUUAAUUUAAAUUUAAAGUUGUAAAAGUUUGCUUUUUAAAUAUUUGAGUUUGAUUUCAAUUCGAGGACAAAACAUUUCACUAAAUUAAACCCAAAAUCCAAGAUAAAAAAGUUCGAUUUCAAUUUGUAAAAUACCCAGUAGCUUAUAGAUUUCUUUGAUUAAUGUUCAAAGACCUUUAAAAGGGGCUAUAAAUCAUGAAGAAAAAACAUCUAAAAGAGAAAAAAUCAAAUCAAAUUAAAGGUACUCCGUGAAAAAGAAAAUCCUGGAGGGCCCCAGGGCGUAUGUAUAUGUGUGUAUGCAUGUUAGUUAAUUUCCAAAAAGAAAAAAAAUCAAUUCCGAUAUUUUGUAGCAGCUGCAUUCCCUCCCCCCGCCUUACAUCCCUCUGAAAACCCCGCCCUGCUUCCCAAUUCACGCCCCUGCCUAGCAGCUUGUAUGUAUGUACCCUUAGCAUCUAAGACAUACUUAAACUUAGAGAUAUUUAUUGUAACACGAAAAACACACGAAACGCACACUCUGUACUUACAUACAACUCAAAGCGAGAUUCAACGCCCACAAAGCACAAAAAACACAAAACACACUAGUAAUUUGUAGCUCGUAAUUUAGUUUAAAUAUGUACAUAAAACCACAAGGACUUGAACCAAAAUAGUAUCGCUUAAACAGAAACGGAAACGAAAACGAAAGGAACGAGAGGAGAUAAUUACUAUUACUUAAUCCACCUGCUCCCCCUAAAAUGGUACUUACAACCAAAAUAAAACGAGAGUAUAAAUAAUAAUAAUGCAAAAUAAAUAUAAAAAACACAUUGGAAUGAAUGGAGGAUUGUGUAAACGCGGCAUUUAUCCAUGUACAUUUGUUGCACAAAGACUGACUGUCUUUUUUUUAAAUAAAAAUAUAUAUUAUACAGUUUUUUAAAAGCGAAA